Dermacentor silvarum is the source of this 1363-nucleotide messenger RNA. RefSeq names its product kinesin-like protein KIF18B. The record is from RefSeq and is a predicted model, not a curated record. Gene Ontology annotation, cellular component: nucleus; mitotic spindle astral microtubule; mitotic spindle midzone. Gene Ontology annotation, molecular function: microtubule binding; ATP binding; ATP hydrolysis activity. Gene Ontology annotation, biological process: microtubule depolymerization; mitotic sister chromatid segregation; microtubule-based movement. Lineage: Eukaryota; Metazoa; Arthropoda; Arachnida; Ixodida; Ixodidae. The transcript has 2 exons. The coding region runs from base 68 to 1228 and encodes 386 amino acids.
GGUGAACGUGGCAGCGCGUGCGCGACCACAGGGCAAUCGUGACUCUAAGACCGCCAGCAUCGUCCGCAUGGUCAUCACGCCCGCGUCCAUGACCAGGCCGACUCCUGCAACAUCGAGGCAUCCUACACCGGAGGUAUCUACAAUGGUGUCGCCAAACCGCAAGAAUCGUUCUAACAAGACCGUGCAGCCGUCAGCCCUGAAACGCCGCCAAUCGAACAAAGACCCGCCGUCGCCCGGGGCACGGGUGAACGUGGCAGUGCGUGUACGCCUACUGAGCGAUCGUGACUCUGAGACCGCCAGCAUCGUCCGCUUGGUGGAAGACAGGUGCCAUGUGUUCAGCCCCAAGUUCGAGUCCUUCCAUUUUCAAGAACAGCGGGCAUGCGGGGGUCUCGUCAAGCCCAACGAAGAGCAAACGUUCAUGUUUGAUCAGUUCUUUGAGGAAACAAAAGACAAUGUGUAUGUGUGUGAGAACACCACCAGGGACAUGCUGACGAUGCUCCUUGAUAGUUGCAAUUGCUCUGUAUUCGCGUGCAUUUCGACGGUCGCUGACAAAAAUUUCACAAUGCUGGGCUCCGAGGAAUGUCACGGAGUGGUCUCCCUCAUGGCCAGCGAGUUGUACCAACGCGUGGACAAGCUCCGGUCAGAGGGCCAGACAUGCGACGCAGCAGUCGCCUACAUGGAAGUCUACAACAAAGUUGUUCGAGACCUGCUGUGCCUCGACCCGGCCAAGGGCAUUGUCAUAUUGAACCACACCAUACACAAGGUGAAGGAGAAUGGCACCCUCGUCGAGCUGCUCUUGAAAGGAAAGAACCGGACGCAGCCUGCCAGCGACGCCAAUGCUCAGUCUUCAUGGCCGCCCGCCAUCUUCCAGAGCUAUGUCACACUGACGGAGAACGUGACAAGCACGAGCACGGAAAUUCGCGUCUCGAGGAGCUCUAUUGACCUUGCCGCCAAUGCUCGCGCAGCUGCGGUUAGCAGGAACAUAAAGGAUCAGAUGCGCGAAGGUACCAAGCUCAACUUGUCGCUACUGGCCUUCGGCAACUGCAUCGACGCCCGCUCGAAGAACGGGAAGCAGCACGUGCCGUACCUGGACUCCAAGCUGACCCACGUCCUGAAGGACUCGCUGGGUGGCUCUUGCAAUAUCCUCAUGAUUGGGACAGCGACGGCGUUGAAGCCCAGCUACACGCAAACGUACAACACCCUGGGGUAUACGCUGAGCGGGCCGUGAAGAUCGAGCAUCAGGCCAAGGAGAAUGUGCUCAAUGUGAGCGUGCGCACGUCCAUGCAUGUACAGCGCGCUCAUGGAGGAGUACAAGCAGAAGCUGGAAGGCCUUCAGCGUAAGAUCUAGAAGGUGGGAAUGUGU